AUGUGCCCCACCCCCGGCGGCGCUUUCGCCCCUGCGCACACGUGGUCGGUGGCUAGGCACCCCUCCUUUCAGCCUCCCCAAGUCAUCCGCUUCCAGCCAUCACUAGGGAGCCCAGGAUCAUCCAGAGGCCGCUCAGGGUGUUGGUGGAGAGCGAGUGUCGGUCUUGAGUUACAGUGGUACCGAGUCGUCUUAAAAGCUAGAGCUAGGCCUGCCCUUCCCACCCACUCGAGUUUCCAGAAGGCUGUGGCGCACACCAGCGGUGCGGGGUGGGGGUCACCGGUGGGAACAGCUUUGGAUCCGCAGCCUAGCGUGCACGGCCGAGUAAAGAGGCCAGAGCGUGGAGAUUAUAUCUUUAUCUCUGAACUUCAGGCGACCCCACUGAUUCCAAGCAGAGCACCUCUCCCUUCCCAGCCUCUCCCGGCACUCUGGGGUCCCUCCGGCUCAGCAAAGCAGGGCGCUAGGACCCGGCGGGGAGCGGAGGCGGCCGCUGCCCUGGAGCCUGGAGGAGCCGGGAGGACCUGGCCUGUCGAUCCGCCCCGGCUGGAAAACUUUCUUUUUAAUUACGUCUCCAGGCCGGAGCGGUGGGCGCCAAUCGAGGAAGCCGGGGUGCCGGGGAAUCCUGGCUACGAGCACCCCACUAGGUCUGGCAGGGCGUUGAGACUCUCCCAGGAGCGCUCAAGGAGACAGCCAAAAACUCAGCUGCGGAGACCCGCGCUACUACUGUGGUCACAGAAAAGAACCAACUUUGUCUGGCGGACGCAUCCUGUGCUUUAAUCAAGUUCCUAUUCAACAUAUUCUCAAUGAUUAAUAGCCCAACUGCUUGAUUUUCAAUCCAGAGCUCAUAAACAAGAUUAUUUUUAGCUUGAUGCUUUUCAAACUAAGAGUAAAAAAGCAGAUACACUAAAUAAAUAACCUGGUGUGAGCUGAGCAUCGCUCUCUCUGGGCCAGAUGCGGGGCCUAUUAAUACACCACGCACCUGUGGCUUGUGCCCUGGAGAGAAACCCUAAAAUCCAACCGGGAUUUUUCAGUUUUCCUUCUAAGCUAAAAAGAAUGUUUUUACCUGGAGGGGGAAGGGAAGGCUGGAGGGAAAGUGUCCUGUUCGGAGCCUGGAGAGAUGGGAGCAGGAAGUUGACACAUGGCUGGCUCAAGGUUGUCCUCACCUGUGUAAGCAGAAGAAUUUAGGACAGAAGGAAGGGAAAGCAUAGGAGUACAGUCAUCCACAAGGAAAGGUGUAAUGACUGUGUGGAGAGUGGGGCUCCUACCCCCCAGAAUCUCCUUGUCCUUUGAAGGUGUGAAAGGGGUGUGGGUGAGGACUGAGACGUGCCUUUGCUCUCCUAUAGGCAGGAGACAGUAGGGAGACAGACAGGUCAUAUACAGUCUGCUGAUAGGAAAAAGAAUCUUUGUAGAGAAAGGGACACCAAAAGAGCAGGGUCCUCACAUAUGUUAGAGAUUCCUGAAUGAGGAUUAAGGGUGCGUGUGCUACCAUGGAGACACCCAGCCCUGGCCAAUACUGGGCUGGGGAGAAGGCAGCCAUUGAUGCUGGAAAGGUGCUAUGAACUGAAUUGUGUCCCUCUAAAAUUCAUAAAUUUAUGCCCCAAUGUGAUGAUAUUUGAAGACAGAGCUUUUAGGAGGCAGGUAGGGGUAAGAGGUGGCAAGGGUGGGUUGCUAAUAAGAUAGGAUUGAUGACCAUUUAGGAAGACAGCGACCUAAGUACAGAGAGGUUAGAAGCCUGAAAAAGAGCCCCACCAGACUCCAACCAUGCUGGCCUCAGAUGUCCAGCCUCCAGAGGGGUAAGGGAAAAAAAAAAUCUAUCUUUAUACAACUGAGUCUGUGGGAUCCCAUUGGGGCACCCAGAGCUGACUGAAACAGGAAGUGAGAGAGGGCUUCAUGCAGGAAUGGACCUUUGAGCUAUUUCCUGAGGCAGGCAGGAAUUUGCUGGAAGGAUAAGGAAGGAAAGGCUUUCUUGGAGGAGGGAACAGCAGGUGCAAAGGUGGAGAGGCUGAGGGAACAUGGCAUGUUCUGGUAACAAAGGACAAGUCCUUUGACAAGCUGGAGUGUGGGGCUAGCUGGGGAGGGGCCUAGAUAAGGCUAGAUCCACAGACCGGGUUAGGUUGAUGGCCAAGGCCAUCCGAGGUGAGGAGAAAAGCCUUAUCUCACAGGCAUUUGCCCUCCAGUGGUGAGUCCCAUUCAGAUUCUCAAAGGCCACUCUCGCUGGGAUGGACAGGUGUUGGCCAGGUGAGAAACAGUGGAGUCCAUGCAGGCUGUGGUGGUAUACCUCAGUUUAUCAGCCCUCAGAAGGCUGAGGCACAAGGCUUGCAAGUUUGAGGCCAACCUAGGUUACAUAGAAAGAUCACAUCUCAACCCAUCCCCUCUGCCAGGAGAAGCUACAGAAUCCAAGGCUUCCUGGGGUGAGACAGAAGGCAGGAUGGACUUGAACAAGAUGCCAGGCCUCUGGCUAGGAUUGCAAUCUUCUGAUAUAUACAGAGUCCUAUAAGCCCCAGGGAGGCCACAGGGGACUCACCUGCAGGACACACCUGCCUGCUUUGUGCUUCUGGAGAAGUGUUUUCUUAUCAAAAGAUUCUUGGUUCUUAAAGAAACUCCCCUAAUCACCCAAUAGAUUACACCUCCUAUCUCAUCUGGAGGCUCCAGGAGAGGUGGGGGACUCUGCAAAUCCAUUUAAACACCUACCUCAUCAUUUACUAGCUGGGUGACCUUAGGCAAGUUAAUGAAUUUCUCUGCGUGUCUGUUCUCUAUAAACUGAGGACAGUAAUUCCCUGUAGGGCUAGUAGAAGGGUUGGAGAGAAUAGGCUGAGACCAGUUCCUGGCAUGCUGUAGACACUUGAUAAAUUCAGAACUUUUACAUCGAACUUGCCGUGUUUGCCUCUCAAAGCACACUUGUCUGAGGUUCAAGUUUCUCCAGAAACGUCUCAUAUUAAAGAACUUGCUUCAACAUAUGUUUGGGAUGCCUGGGAAUGGAGCUGGCUGGGAUUCUCAGUGUGGUCUUGGGCAAAGUGGUUCGAAGUCAUUCUCAUCCAAACAGCCCAGAAGUCAUGUGUUUGUUAGUAACUGUACAAAUGGAUGCUAUCUAAGAUCACGACAUCCCAGGAGAGCAAAAAUACCUGUUGACCGAGUUCAUGGGAAUCACCUGUUUCCCAUUUUCUCUCAAUAGUCACUGUAAUGUAUGUACAUUUGCUUUUGCUGCUUGUUUUAUUCUGUUUGUAGCUGGCUAGUAAAAUCAGACACUAGGGAUUCUAGAAGGAAAUAAAA
Messenger RNA from Nannospalax galili (Upper Galilee mountains blind mole rat), 3267 nucleotides. RefSeq lists its product as uncharacterized. NCBI's taxonomy places the organism in Eukaryota, Metazoa, Chordata, Mammalia, Rodentia, Spalacidae. The record is from RefSeq and is a predicted model, not a curated record. The transcript has 3 exons. The coding region runs from base 1 to 774 and encodes 257 amino acids.